Molecule: messenger RNA, 521 nt
Organism: Camelina sativa (false flax)
Lineage: Eukaryota; Viridiplantae; Streptophyta; Magnoliopsida; Brassicales; Brassicaceae
Source: RefSeq, a predicted model, not a curated record
UUUGUCUUCGGAGAAGAGACUUGAGUCGCCGCCGGUGAAUACUCUUCGAUACAAUCCGCCGUACGAUUCCUUUUACUCGGCUUCCUUUGUGCAGUGAGAAUGGGGAGCAAGGAUUUGAACACCUGGGUUUCGGAUAAGUUGAUGGUUCUGCUAGGCUAUUCACAAACUGAUGUUGUCAAGUAUCUAAUUGCCAAGGCUAAAAAAUCAGAAUCACCAGAUGAACUCGUGGGUGAGUUGUUGGAUUGCGGGCUUUCUUUGUCUGGUGAUACCCGUGCUUUUGCAGAAGAAAUUUAUGCCAGAGUUCCCCGUAAAACCACUGGUGUGAAUCUCUACCAGCAACAAGAAGCAGAGGCAGCGCUGCUGUUGAAGAAGCAAAAAAAAAAAUUCCCUUUUAGAGGCUGAUCACGAUGAAGAUGAAGGCAGUGCAGAGAAUCAAUCUGCUUUGGAAUCAGGAAAGUCAGAUAAAGGAAAAAAGAGGUUCAGAAAGAAAAUUGAGGAUUCGGAAGACUACGACGAUGAUG